This is a messenger RNA of Hydra vulgaris (swiftwater hydra), 1386 nucleotides long. RefSeq lists its product as uncharacterized. Lineage: Eukaryota; Metazoa; Cnidaria; Hydrozoa; Anthoathecata; Hydridae. The record is from RefSeq and is a predicted model, not a curated record.
AUGCGCCGUUUAGCACACUGUUACACUUUGUUCCUAAAACAAGAGGGAAUUAAACAAAAACAUAACAACUCAUUAGAUAUGUUUAAUCGAGUAAACAUUGAUAUGCUGUCUAAUGUUAUUGAGGUUUACACCAAAAAAGAUGAUGUCGAUAUUAAAGCUGGAUUAAAACAGAAUUUUAAAGGCAUGGACGCUGAAGCUGAAGAUGUGCAGAAAUUUAUUUAUACUUUAAAUUGGCAAGAAUAUCUUUUUGGUGACGCAACUUAUAAACUGAACAUUAGAAGUCAAGUCAACUUGCGAAAACCUGCCAAACUGCCUAGAGAGCAAGAUUUACUCAUACUGCGGAACUAUAUCUUGGAAACUAUGAAACUGUUAUGUGAUGAUUAUGAGUUUCAUGAUUUACACAGUUAUGUCAAACUUAGAAAUUGUGCUUGCGCUAGAUUAACUUUGUUAUGUGGCAGGCGUGGUGGUGAGCCUGCGCGUAUGUUAUUAACGGAUUGGAAUCAAGCCUAUAACAAUGAAUGGAUUGACAGUCAAAGAGUUUAUAAACUUGGCAAACUUGAAAAUUUUCUUAUUAAAACAAUGAAAAUAGCUUACAUGACAGGCAAGGGAAAUAAUCAUCUUGUGCCUGUCCUUAUACCACAAGGCACUGUUGAUGCAAUCAUAAAAAUUGCUAGUAAUGAGUUUCGAGAACAAGCAGGAGUAUCGCCUCAAAAUAAAUUUCUUUUUGCAAGUGCUCAGGAUUCUGAUGCUCACAUUUCUGGUUGGCAGGUUGGCAAAAAUCCCAAUGAUAUUAUAGCUACCAACAAUCUUCAUUGCAUUAGUACUUUGUUUGCUGCUUUAGAUGUUCCUAAACGUGACAGGGUAUUAUUUUAUUCUCACAUGGGGCAUUCUGAACAAAUAAAUAUUAAUUUCUAUCAAGGCCCUCUAGCUUUGGAAGAAAUUACAAACGUUGGAAAACAUCUAUUAGCCAUUGAUGCUGGUGAAACCGGAUCUUCAAUAUAUUCAGAACCAGCUACUAAAGUGUUGUCUGAAAUAGCAACCUUCAAGAAUAUUUUGGAUUUUCUGGAUAUAAAUGAUGGCAUUAUUUCUCUCAAAUAUCCUGAUUUUGUAGUGAUGCUUAUAAGGAUCUUAAAAAAGUUAAAAGGUUACUUUGUAAAAUUAAAUCGAGCCAAAAAUUUGGACUUUAAAAAACAUUUUUUAAGCUCUGCUUUAUCUUUUAAUGGUGCUUUUUCUGAUGUUGUUGGUUUGUUACCUUCUGAUACUUGUCCUACCCCUACUUCUAUCUACAAUAGUGAAAUUGUUCCAAAUCAAGUUACUGUUUUUGUAUCUUCUGAUUUAAAUUUGCAAAUUACUAAUGAUGAUUUGUCGUGUCCUGUUACCUUCUGA